Messenger RNA from Onychostoma macrolepis, 2130 nucleotides. It is a transcript of the gene foxa2, whose product is annotated as forkhead box A2. The transcript has 2 exons. Bases 346 to 1575 code for a protein of 409 amino acids. Gene Ontology annotation, biological process: cell differentiation; anatomical structure morphogenesis; regulation of transcription by RNA polymerase II. Gene Ontology annotation, molecular function: protein domain specific binding; transcription factor binding; DNA-binding transcription factor activity, RNA polymerase II-specific. The record is from RefSeq and is a predicted model, not a curated record. NCBI's taxonomy places the organism in Eukaryota, Metazoa, Chordata, Actinopteri, Cypriniformes, Cyprinidae.
GGUGUACAAUAGGGGGGCAAAUGGAGAAGUCUCACGCCUAGGUGUGAGCAGAUUAUUCAAAUAGGGGCCGAGUGAAGCGGUAGGGAUUGGAGGCUCGCCUGGGCGCACAGAGCUAUAUCACAGCGUUAAGAGCCAGCAGCAGGCGUCAUUUCAACUGCAGUCAUCUCAGACACACACACACACACAUACACACAUGCGCCAGCCCUUGACAGGAGGAGAGCACAACGACGACACGAGUGUAUCCCGUGGUCCCCAACAACCACCUUUGGCUGCCAAAGGACACACAAUACCGGCAUUUCUCGUGUGGGGAAGCGCUUUGAAAAGUAGAAGAAACUUUUUUCCAGGAUGCUCGGUGCUGUGAAAAUGGAGGGACACGAACACGCAGCUGACUGGAGCACUUACUACGGAGAGCCCGAGUGUUACACCUCCGUGAGCAACAUGAACACCGGACUGGGAAUGAACUCCAUGAACACUUACAUGACCAUGUCCGGAAUGAGUUCGACCGCGAACAUGACGGCAGCUAACACCAUGAACAUGUCCUAUGUCAACACGGGCAUGAGUCCCUCAAUGACAGGCAUGUCUCCCGGCACGGGAGCGAUGGCCGGCAUGGGCGCGGGUAUGACGGGCAUGAGCGCAGCCCUGAGCCCGACCAUGAGCCCCAUGGCAGCGCAAGCGCCCUCCAUGAACGCCUUAACCUCGUACAGCAAUAUGAACGCUAUGAGCCCCAUGUAUGGCCAGUCGAACAUAAACAGAUCAAGGGACCCGAAGACCUACCGGAGGAGCUACACGCACGCCAAGCCGCCAUACUCGUACAUUUCUCUAAUAACCAUGGCCAUCCAGCAGUCGCCCAGUAAGAUGCUGACCCUCAGUGAGAUCUAUCAGUGGAUAAUGGACCUUUUCCCUUUUUACCGACAGAACCAGCAGCGCUGGCAGAACUCUAUCCGCCACUCGCUGUCCUUCAACGACUGCUUCCUGAAAGUCCCGCGCUCCCCGGAUAAGCCGGGCAAAGGCUCGUUUUGGACCCUUCACCCCGAUUCCGGAAACAUGUUCGAAAACGGCUGCUAUCUGAGGAGGCAAAAGCGCUUCAAGUGCGACAAGAAACUGAGCAAGGAGCCUGGUCGGAAGACCUCGGAGGGCGGCUCGAACAGCAGCUCCGAGAGCUGCAACGGGAACGAAUCUCCUCAUUCCAACUCGUCCAGCAACGAGCACAAAAGAUCCCUGUCUGACAUGAAGUCGGCUCAGGGUCUGAGCCCGGACCACGCAGGCUCCCCGACCUCUCAAGCGCAGCAUCUCCUGGCCCAGCAUCACUCGGUUUUGGCGCACGAAGGACACCUGAAGCCAGAGCAUCACUAUUCCUUCAAUCAUCCCUUCUCCAUCAACAACCUCAUGUCCUCGGAGCAACAGCAUCACAAAAUGGACCUAAAGACAUACGAGCAAGUGAUGCAUUACGGUUACGGCUCUCCGAUGGCCGGCGCGUUAUCCAUGGGCUCCAUGGCGAGCAAAGCGGGCCUGGAUUCGCCGGACACAUCGUACUACCAAGGUGUGUACUCCAGGCCCAUCCUGAACUCUUCCUAAACUCUCACGGACCUUGUGACAAUUUGUACAUUUGUAAAAUGUUUGUGUAUACGUAUUCUGAUUUUUGACGUUCUCCGUUAAUUUAGAUGUUCGUUAGUAAUUAUUUUGUAAAAGAUCUGUUGACAAUGUGACGAACUCUUCGAGGCGGCUUUUGAAAAAUGGACCAAAUCCACACCGAAGGACUGCGGACGGAUUGAAGUUCUUCAAUCACUUGUGUAAACUUAUUUAUGGCUUGUAAAUGUGUAUUCUUGUAGUUGAUGACAAGAACAGAAUCUAUAUUAAAGUGUUAUUUGGAAUUUUUUCGCAAUUCUGAUUUUCACUCAUUUGUGUUAUUGUGUACAGCAAUAAUAAUAAUAAUAAUAAUAAUAAUAAUAAAUAGCCUAUCAUUUUGCUCAACGAAUUAUCAAGGUAUUUGCACAUACGAACCACUCGUUAGUUGUGAGGGUUACAGAUGUAUAUUUAAUUUACCACAGUUGAAUUAUUUUGACUGAAUGAUUUCUUUGCUAUUUUCAACCAUGACCUGAAUUAAUAUCAACAAUAAAACCAGAAAAAUAG